Neolamprologus brichardi is the source of this 2727-nucleotide messenger RNA. RefSeq names its product insulin-like growth factor 3 (gene igf3). The record is from RefSeq and is a predicted model, not a curated record. Lineage: Eukaryota; Metazoa; Chordata; Actinopteri; Cichliformes; Cichlidae. Gene Ontology annotation, cellular component: extracellular region. Gene Ontology annotation, molecular function: hormone activity; insulin-like growth factor receptor binding. Gene Ontology annotation, biological process: positive regulation of phosphatidylinositol 3-kinase/protein kinase B signal transduction; cell population proliferation; negative regulation of apoptotic process.
AUGUGCUCCUUGUGCUGUCUCCGUGCCAGACCACAGACACUCCAGGUGCUGUGUGUGCAGAUCUGCAUGUUUUACUCCAGCAUUUGUCUGGUAAGCUGGCCACUGUGCGCAGAGACAGCUAAAGUCCGAUGUGGCUCUGACCUGCUCAGUGACCUCAUGUUUGUCUGUGGGGACCGUGGAAUCUAUUUACGUAAAGGCUUGUGGUCUGGUUAUGGCGCUCGGUCCAGAGGGAAGGGGAUAGUGGAUCUGUGUUGCCUGUCAUCAGGUUGUGAACUUCAUCACCUUGAGAUGUACUGUGCUAAACCAAGGAGCCAGCAGACCACAUAUUCUCCAUCCACAACAGUACAUGCCACUACACAGCCAGAUUUGUUCCAAGAAGUAUUUCAGAAAAAACUUUUACAGUACCUGGGGCCUCCGAGCAGUCCGAAGAGGGAAGCAUACAGAAGGAAUUGGCAGCAUUCGCUUCGGCACAAAGUCAAAGCUUCACGGUCACACAGGAGGAUGACUGCAUAUGAAACAACAAGUCAGCCGACUGCAGCCAAUAAGAGCGCACUUUAAAGAAUUAUGGGUUUACAGUCCGGAGUUUGAAGAUAAUAUUUAUAUUCCUCGAAUUCUCCAACAGUUUUUCCAACUCACAGACGUCCUCUGGUAUAAAAACAAUCAAACAGUGUAUGUGUUUGUGUAUGUGCAGCGACCCAGACCUCUUAUAUGUUCAUAGAUAAAAGGUCACCUCAGAAACUUUAGAAAUGUAAUCAGACAGCAAACUUCCAGUAACACCACAAUAAACAGCAAUCCAUGUAUGGUUAAGGACAGUGUUUGGUUAACCCCUAGCCCCUUCAUGGAGAAUAUUUGGUUGUUUGUUACACUAAUUUAAAGUUAGCUCUAACCUCAGACCGGCCACCAGUAAUUUGGUGAAUAAGUAAUGUUCAGGAAGAAGUUACUCCUUUAUGUACUUAUCAUUAUAGGCCUUCAUAUAUCUUCAUGUUAAUGUGAUCUGUGCAGCUAAUGGAAAUAACAUUUGUGGGGAGAGAAACAAAUUUACAAGAAACAAAUAACAGAAACAAAAGUGAUCUACUCAUAAAUGCACAAAAAUCUUAGAUUUUUUUUUUAAAUCUAUUUUGAGAUGUUACCUCAUCCUAGAGCACCAUAAAUGCUUUUUCUUCUUUACUUACAGUAGACUUAAUUCACCCACAUCUGCUCUAACCCAUGAAAAUAUCUCCAGCUGCCCGAUUCUUCACUAUUCUUCUGUCUGUGCUCGUCUCUUGGUGUGGUGUCUGUUAAGAAACAUGUCAGCCACUAUACCGUAGUUAAUAGUUCUUAUAAGCUUUUUUAUGCACUCAUCAUCAGAAUCCAAACACUUUGUUAUAUACGCCACCUUCGUGGAGUCAUUUGUAGUUCACACUUAUUUCGAUGGCACUUGACACUCUUGACUAGCUUUAAUAUUUGUUUGGGUAAAAGACAAAUUUUAUCCACUGUGUGUGUUUAUUGUUUAUGAACAUAUUUUGUGUAAAUGUCUUUAAAUGCAUUCAUUAUUUAUUUCACAAUGAGCACGUAACUAUAAUAAAUACUAAGCCUUAUUCAUCUUUGGUGCUCUGUUAUGUUUUACAUUGUUUGGCUGUAAAAGUGAUUUCAGGUGUGACAACAGAGUAUUUUCAAAUCUCACGACAUUUUACGUUCAUAUAAUUCUAAUCAGAACUUGACACAACCUCCAGUUUCAGCGUAAUCUUAAGCUGCUGGCUCAUUUUACUUUGACAUAGCUACAGUUAUCACCAAAAGCCCUGAAGGUCAUCUCGGGCCUCUGUGGAUAAAUAAAGAGCUGCAAGUCUUACUGAUAGAUUUGUGAUUAAACAAAGUGUGCUGUCUUUGAGGCCAAGCUGAAGUUAUAACCAGGUGUUCUAUCUGCACAGGAGUGUCAGGUGCCUCCUGCAGAUUCCAGGAACAACAUCGGAGCACUGUAUCCGGAAGAGUGCAGAACCCUCAACUACACAUGCCAUAAUACUCCCACCACCAUUUAUGAUAGUUGAUGUUUGUCCUUCAGAUUAGGAGCCAUUUCCUUUCCUUGACAAUACUCAUCUCCCCAGUAUUUUGGUAUGAGUUAUCCUUGGUUUCAUCUCUCUCCAGAGGCUCUUUUAGAUGUUUUCUUCUACUCUGGCCUUCCUCAAACUGAGUGUAAUCAGCGGUUUGCACCUUGUUGUCAGCAUUCAUUAAACCUCUCUUUAUUGUAGACUGACAAUGAUAUGCCUGCUACCAUCAGAGUGUUGACAGGUUAUUUUUUCUCAACCAAGGAAUGAUUUUUGUAAUAGUGCACAUUUCAGGGCUUCACUUUUAUUCAGUUUGAUUCCAUUCCAUUCUUAAUAUCUCUAAUCCCCACCAACAUGGAACUUUAGAGUAAAGAAACUAAAAUACUGGGAGAACCAGGGAGAACCAGGCUUUGAAAAGCCACAAGUGAAGAAAAAAAAAAACAGUCCCCAUCAGCCUAAGCCUGUUGUAGCUUAGCUAAUAGUAGUGUAGUAGCAGUGUAGUCAAAGUCACUUGAUCCAGCCCCUACUAUAAGGUUUGAGUGUUGUCACAUUGCCAUUCAGUUUGUGGGAUACAAACAGAAAAUGAUACAUGUAUUCUUCUCAUGUGUUAUUGGACUGGAUUAUUUCAACAAAUUGAUGACAUUUUGCCCGUUAAUUAUUUGUAUCCUCCUGUAACUUUAUUGUAUAAAGGGCUAAAACAUCCAAA